GAAGAAGCAAUUGGCCACAAAUGGUUUAUGCCACGUAUGUUAUCAAGAGGGUCCUACACUUAUCAAGAAAGAGAGAGAGAGAGAGAAAAAAAAAGAAAAAGAAAAAAAAGAGAGUUUCUAUUUCGCGAUCUCCCAAUAAAUCUAAACUGUGCAAAGAAAUAAAAUAAAAAAAAAAAAAAACUCAAACAUAUAUAUGGAGCUAGAUUAGAUAUAUAAAUCCACCCCAUUCAUUACCUUUGCCACAGAGAUUUCUUCCUCUCUACUUUUUCGCCACUUUCUCUCCCAUCUCUCUCUCUCUCUCUCUCUCUCUAAGUUCCGACUAUGUCCGGCGAAAACUGGAUUCGAGUGGCCAUGUCUGACGAUUCGUUGGUGGCUGCGGCGCUGCUUCGGCUCCGCCACUCCGACCAUAAGAAGAGCGCCGACGCCUCCUCCCCUCUGAAGCUGAAAUGGAGCGUGCGUCAACGUAGAUCGAAGAAAGGUGACCAGACGCGAGCUAGUCCCACCACUCCUCUUUCCUGGAGCGGUGCCACGUCUCUUAGCGGCUGUGCUACCACCGUUGAUGGUCUUGAGGAGUCUAGUGCCGCCGUUAAACCCUCUGACGCUGUUAGAUCUAAGAUUUCUCAAACGAGUGCAAUAACAACAACAACAACAACCACCCUUUUCAAGAGAUCAAGAAAGAAAAAGACUUUGGCUGAGCUCAAAGAAGAAGAGAUCAUGCUCUUGAAGGAAAGUAACGGUCUGAAAAAUGAAUUGGCAAGUAUGCGUGGUUUGGUUGAGCAACAAAGAGAAAGAAACAAAGCUCUAAAGAAGAUGAAGGCUGAAUCACAAUCUGCCUUAUCUUGUAAACUCGCUUUCGGACAAGGUUCAUCCUUCUUGCUCCCCGACUUAAACAUGCCUAUAGAUAACGACCCGAGCCCUGAAGUUGUCUGUUGAAAGGCCGAGCCAUAAGCAUAUCAUUCUUUUGUUAAUCCCAGCACAAAACUAUACCACUAUACCUCCUUCCACAAAUAUGUUUUUUUUUUUUUUUAACUUAACUAAAUGAAUAUGAAGAAGGUAGAUUAAUCAUAUAUAUCCUUCGCCCAUAUCCCGUGGACGGCUGAAGAAGAUUCGCCUGGAGGUGUGAAGUGGUUCGUGUUUAUGGUUAAGUGGUUUCUGACAUAUCUUCUUCUUUAGCUGGUAGUAAUAUUUUUGCUCUGCCAUUCUCCUAAAUGAAUUUUUUUUCUUUUCUUUCUCCCAUUUUCGUAGGAUGAGAUGUAUCUACAUAUAGAUAAUAGAUGUACACUUUGUUCUUUUUUCUUUCUAUUAUCUCUCGGGCAAGAAAGAUGUGUUGUAAAAUUACAUCGACUUUUAUAAUCAAUGUAACACGUUACAAAACAUUUUACUAGUACUAUUUUGUAAUUCUCA
Molecule: messenger RNA, 1404 nt
Organism: Capsella rubella
Lineage: Eukaryota; Viridiplantae; Streptophyta; Magnoliopsida; Brassicales; Brassicaceae
Exons: 5
Coding region: 322-933 (203 amino acids)
Source: RefSeq, a predicted model, not a curated record